Molecule: messenger RNA, 3915 nt
Organism: Nestor notabilis (Kea)
Lineage: Eukaryota; Metazoa; Chordata; Aves; Psittaciformes; Psittacidae
Gene: KNTC1
Product: kinetochore associated 1
Exons: 38
Biological process (GO): mitotic sister chromatid segregation; mitotic spindle assembly checkpoint signaling; protein localization to kinetochore involved in kinetochore assembly
Cellular component (GO): cytoplasm; RZZ complex; kinetochore microtubule
Molecular function (GO): small GTPase binding
Source: RefSeq, a predicted model, not a curated record
AUGUGGAAUGAUAUUGAACUACUUACAAAUGAUGACACAGGGAGUGAGCGGCUCCCUGUUGGUUUAGGACAUGAAUGUGGAACUGCGUUGUACCAAGUGGAUACGCUACUUCAGAUCACAUCUUCAGAACAGGUCUCUGUAAAUCCGCAGUUGUGUGCGUUCAACUCGAGGGAUGGCACUAUUAUUGUUGUUGACAGAUCAGUGGCACUUCUUGACAGUACAGGGCAGUCCCUUCUGAUGCAUGUUCAGUUUGAUACUAAUGUGGAUGUUGUUGGCAUGUGUCAAGAAAAACAAUUUCUUGUGGUCGGUGAGAGAAGUGGCAAUUUCCACCUUAUUCACAUACCCUCAAAACAAACCUUGCUAACUAAGAUUUUGGUUGAAAAAUCUUCAAGUGAAAAGACUUACUUAAAUCUCUUUAUUGAAAAAGAUAAUGCAGAGCCAGGUGUUUGUCACAUGUUCAUUCUAACAAGCAAUGGAUUCUUCUGCAUUAUGUGUCUCCCACUUGCUAAAACACAGGAAGCACUUGACAAGAUGGAUAUGAUUACAGCAAAGAAAUUACAAGGACAGAUAAAGACAGCUUUCGUUUCCACAGAAGAGUAUCACAGCCUUGGCUGUCAGAAUUUUGUGAUAAGUAACUCGGAGAAUAAAAUCCAUCUGAUAGUUGGGGGUAGAGGUGAUUAUGUACUCUCCAAAUGGGAGGUAGACACUACCAAUAACUUGGUGUCUGUUCGAAGUUUUGCUGAUUCAAGUCUGAUCAAAGAUGCAGCAAAACUUCACAUUCUUGACAAUCAGCUGUUUGUUUUGGAUACAGAGAAUAUCUUAAGCAUGUGGGAUGUUAAUUCUCUUACUCUAAUUUGGGAUUGGCCUUUAAUACAUAUUGAAGAAUUUCUUCUAAGUACAGAGACAGAUUCCUCUCCAGUCAUAUGGCAAGGGCUUGCGAAUGUUAAACUGAUAGUCAUGACAACACCAGAUAACAAACAGAUGAGAAGUCUGAUGGUUUUUGCAUUGCCCACUAUGCAACAGCUCUAUUCUUUGGAAGUAUCUAUUGUUUCUUCACUUGUUCAAAGUGGGAUUGGCACAGAUACAAUAUACUUCUUGGAAGGAAUUAAUGAGAAACAUCAGACGCCCUCUGAAGGCCCAAUUUCUAUUGUUGUGAUGAGAAGUUUAACUGAAGCCUUGCCAGAAAAUAGGCUCAGUCGCUUACUUCAUAAGCACAAAUUCACCGAAGCAGAGACUUUUGCUCUUCAGUUUGGACUAGAUGUUGAGCUUGUAUAUAAAGUGAAAGCAAACACUAUUUUAGAGAAACUGGCUUCAGCCUCUGUUGGGAGUUACGGUCAUGAGGUCUGGCUGGAUCUUGUGAAUGAAGCCAAAGAAAACCUGCAAAAAAUUCAGGAUAGCCAGUUUGUUGUGGAUUACUGCAUAAAUGCUCCAUGGCCACUGUAUGAAACCACUCAAGAAAUGUUGAACUACGCUAAAGUCAGAAUCUUGAAGAAAGAUGAUAGAAUGUUUGCUCCAUCAUCUGAUGGGGCUCCAGUGUCCAUAACUGAGGUAUUAAGAGCUCAGGCAAGGCUUACAACUUUUUAUGGAGCUUUUGGACUAGAGAAAUUCAGUGGCAUUGCUUGGACAGAAUUCUUGAACAGUGAAAACAUUUUCAAGAAUAUCCUUUCUCAGCUAGAAGAAGGAAAUUUAUCUUGUGCACAGUACCUCUGGCUUAGGCACCAGGCAGAUUUUGAAAGCGGCUUUAAUGAGAAAAUGCUGGAGAACUUGAUUAAUGCCAUCCAUUUCACUGUUCCUUUGAAGGAACUAUGUUUGUGGCUUAAAAAUGUUGUGGUCCCUUUCUUAAGAAGAGUAGUACCAAAGGGACAGAAAAUCCUAGCAAAAUGGCUGGAACAAGGUGCUCGAAACCUUGAAUUAACUGAUAAGGCAAAUUGGCCAGAAAAUGGACUCCAAAUGGCAGAGGUUUUUUUUACAAGUAAAAAUCAAGGUGAAAUGGGACUGACAAUUUCUGGCCAGUGGACUCUUAUGAGAUGUGUUGACUGUGAAGAGGUGCACAGGUUAAAGAAGCUGGUAAAUGAUUUACAAGAGCUAAUAAAUCUGUACAGAAAAUACAACUGCAGGCUGGCACUCUGUGAUUUUGAAAAGGAAAAUGCAACUACUAUUGUGUUUCGCAUGUUUGAUAAAAUUUUGGCACCAGAGCUUGUCCCAUCCAUUUUGGAGAAGUUUAUAAAACCCUACCUGUGUGAACAUAAUCUACAAAAGGAUGAACUACUUCUCCAGUAUAUAAAGGAUUUGCUAGAACGCUGUCGUACACGGUCUACUUCAGUAUUUGAAACUGCAUGGGAGGCAAAGGCAAUAGCUGUCAUUGGCUGUAUCUCUGACACAGAUCUGAAAUUUGAUGCAGUUCUACAGAUAAUGCAUGGUGCUAUGGUACCGUGGAGUGCAGCAGUGGAGCAGCUGGUGAAACAGCACUUGGAAAUGAAUCAUGUCAAAGUAAAGUUACUGCAGGAAAGUUACCGAUUGAUGGAGAUGAAGAAGCUCUUGCGAGCCUAUGGGAUAAGAGAUACUAAUCUUUUAAAGGACAAGCAGAUGAUCAUGAGACUAGCAAAAUACAUUCUUAAACAAGAUACCCCUACUUCUUUGGAGGAUGCUUUGAAAAUUGUAGCAGCAUAUAUGUUGCCCACUGUGGAAGUCUACGUUCUGAGGAUGAUAGACCUGAUUGACAAAGAAAGGGGAGAGGAAUCUCUGACGUUGUUAAAAUCUCUGACUCUUGCUGAAGCUGAGAAAGUUGCAGAGAGAUUGACUCUAUGGGGAACGCUGGUAUUACAGAAUAAAGCAGAUAAUUCUGAAGAGCAAAAAACACAAAUGUUUAUGACUAAGACACUUGUGGAAGUCCUGAAAUUCCUGUUCAGCAUUCAAAAAGGUAAUCCUCUGAAGAAAGAUGAAUGUGAAGCAAACCUAAAAAUGUUUGAAACACUUGCUACCCUGCAGGAAGAUUUUGAUAUCUUUCUUUCAGUUGAAGAAUUUAGGAAUCCUUCACUAAUGUCUAAGCUUCUUGAGAGUCACAUCAAAGCUUAUGAAACUGUCAGAUCUCUGUCAAAGUCUAGAAAAGCACAAACAGUGAAUUGUCGUUCAGAAGAUGGUAAAAGCAAGAACCGGUCUACUGAAUCAAGGCUGUAUAAACUGGCUCUGCUCCUGCAGAGGUCAGAGCAACAACUGGGAGAAAAACUGGCUUUGAGAGCACUGGAUGCUGGAAAAGUUGAAGAUGCUGUAAAAAUAUGCAGGGAGUUCUAUGAAAAUCACUGUAAUGAAGAAACAGGGAAGCUGCUGUUUUCAGCAUGUCAAAGGCUUUGUCAUAUGUUAGGAGCUGAUGUCCCAAUGAUUACUCCUAAUAAUAUGAAUCUUCCAGCAGUGAUCUAUGAGAUGGCUUGCCAAGCAGCUACAAUAUGUAGUCCAGAUUUACUGUUAGAUUCUCUGGAACUAUGUAAAUAUACUUUGGCUGCCAAGGAAAUUUACAGACAGUGCCAAAUAGAAAACUAUGGAUUUACAGCAAAGACAACAUCUUUCGGAGGAGAUAAAGAUCCUUAUGAAGAGUGGACUUACGAUGACUUCUUUAAUGAAGAUGGAAUAGUUCUUGAUCCUCAAAUAGCUCUUCCAGUUGCAUAUGAAACUAUUUCUUCUCUUCUGCCUGUUUGUGAGAACAAGCUGUAUCCUCUGGACUCCGUAAGCCUGGCCAACUGCGCAUUUGUUAAAGGACAGAACCUUCUGCUUCCUGCUAGAACUCCCAUCUGUGCAGUACUGCAGAACCUCAUGGAGUGCAGUCAGUGCGAGUUGGCUUUGCGGCUCAUAGUGUGUUCCUUUGGCUCCUGUCUUCAGCAUGGUGUAUCAAAUAACAUGGAUUUGGCCCUGAGUGAAAAG